GUAUGCAACAGUAAAGGUGCUGUGGGAGUUUGGAUCUCUGCGCUAAUACACACACUCUUAAAAAAAAAACAACAACAAAAAAAAUAACAACGUGUGCAUGUAGUUGUAGUCAGCCUGUCUCUCUCGCUACACUCCGGUGCAAGGAGCAUCGGCGGCGGCGGCGGCGGCGGCGGCGGCAGCAGCAGCAGCAGCAGCAGUUCAGAUCAGAUUUCACAUUUCAGCUCGGGAAGAAGAGUGAGAUUGAAAAACGAAAGAGGCUUGUUUUCUCUUCCUCGCCACCACCACCACCACCCCCCACAACACCACCGCCGCCGCCGCCGCCACCACUACCACCUCCUCUCCGAUACCGGCUGUGCGAGGAAGGGCUGCGAGGGAGUCGGGCCGCACGCUGCUGCGAACACUCCGUCGGCAUUUCCACAUAGAGGAUUUCAAAGGAGAGAGCGAGGCGGAGGUGAGACAACUCAGCGGACAUUUCAGACGGGGAAAGAGAGUGAGACAGAGAGGGAGAAAGAGAGAGAGAGAGAGAGAGAGGGAGAGAGAGAGAGAGGGGGGGGGGGAGAGAGAGAGAGAGAGAGAGGGAGAGGGGGAGAGAGAGAGAUGGACGAGCAGCCGCGGCUGAUGCAUUCUCAUUCUGGGGUGGGCAUGGCAGGACACCCCGGCCUGCCGCAACACAUGCAGGAAGGCACCGGAGGAACCGACGGCGACGGAAGAAAACAGGACAUAGGAGACAUUUUACAGCAAAUUAUGACCAUCACGGAUCAAAGUCUGGACGAAGCCCAAGCCAGGAAACACGCUCUGAACUGUCACAGAAUGAAGCCUGCUCUUUUUAAUGUCUUGUGUGAAAUCAAAGAAAAAACAGUGCUGAGUAUUCGUGGCGCUCAGGAGGACGAACCCCCAGAUGCCCAGCUCAUGAGAUUGGACAACAUGCUGCUGGCAGAGGGUGUAUCCGGUCCAGAGAAGGGAGGCGGCUCAGCAGCAGCAGCAGCAGCAGCUGCAGCCUCUGGGGGAGCAGGGGCUGACAACUCUGCAGAACACUCCGACUACCGGGCCAAGCUGUCCCAGAUCAGACAAAUCUACCACACAGAGCUGGAGAAGUAUGAACAGGCUUGCAAUGAGUUCACCACCCAUGUGAUGAACCUGUUGAGAGAGCAGUCACGCACACGGCCCAUCUCACCCAAAGAGAUUGAGCGCAUGGUGGGAAUCAUCCACCGCAAAUUCAGCUCCAUCCAGAUGCAGCUAAAACAAAGCACCUGCGAAGCCGUCAUGAUCUUGCGCUCCCGCUUUCUUGAUGCCAGACGGAAAAGACGGAACUUCAACAAGCAGGCAACAGAGAUCCUGAAUGAGUACUUCUACUCGCACCUCAGCAACCCCUACCCCAGCGAGGAGGCUAAAGAAGAACUGGCAAAAAAGUGUGCCAUCACAGUCUCCCAGGUUUCCAACUGGUUUGGGAAUAAAAGAAUCCGAUACAAGAAAAACAUUGGCAAGUUCCAAGAAGAAGCAAACAUGUACGCCGCGCGAACUGCCGUGAAUGCGGCCAACGUAUCCUCGCAUGGAAGCCAGGCAAAUUCACCCUCCACUCCAAACUCUGCAGGUUCUGCUGGCUCUUUUAACAUGUCAAACUCCGGGGACUUGUUCAUGAGUGUGCAGUCUCUCAAUGGGGACUCGUACCAGGGGGCUCAGGUGGGAGCCAAUGUGCAGUCACAGGUGGAUACCCUUCGCCAUGUUAUCAGUCAGACAGGCGGAUACAGUGACGGACUAACAGCUAACCAGAUGUACAGUCCGCAGGGCAUCAAUGCAAAUGGUGGCUGGCAGGAUGCUACAACUCCCUCAUCAGUGACUUCACCCACAGAAGGACCCGGCAGUGUUCACUCAGACACCUCCAACUGAUCCCUCCAACUUCCUCCUCCACCCCCACCAUCAUCACCAUUUCAGUCUCCCUAUUCCUCUCCCUGUGCCCCAUCAGGACUGGAGAGGAUAUGUUCGUCACAGGGCAGGAGACAACUGGGGUGGGGUCGGGGAUGACAACAUCACCAAUAUGGACAAAUCUUUACUUCUCCUUUCUGGACCACUAUGUCACCGUUAGAAGCCCGUGUAGGAGGCUAAGAUCCACACCUUACAAUUUGUACAGUUUCCACAUGAUGUCCAUGUUGCCUCUUUGUAUUUCUCAUACAGUAUAUUACACAGAUGGCACACGAUUAGCAGUAUAUUGGCCCGUGUCUUGUUAAUUGAAAUGCUUUCACACUACCUCUAUUGAAAAUAGCAGCAGAACAAAUGACAGGAACAGACAAAAAAAAAAAUCAUUUGGAAAAUCUUCUUUUUUGUUUAGUUUCGAGGUUUUUCUUGUAGUUACUGAAAUUUGUACUAACAUCUAAUACCCUUUCACUCUGCCUCCGUCAAAUCUUUUAUUACUGUACCCGCGGAUUUUUGUCUUAUAGUGCCAAAGUUCAGCCCUGGAGGUAACUUUUGAUAACGGUAGCAUUUGCCUGUUAUGACUUCCGCUCAUGUUUGUCAUAGCAUACUAUGUCAGCUAACUUCCUGUUAGCUGUGUAGUGACCAUAAAAGUCUCUUUAUAUAUCCCAGCAUUCAUCCACAUUUUACAUGGUUUGUAUUCAAAGCCUCCACAGCAGACAGUAACACAUAUUCUAUUUUAUAUUUUACAGUACAAUAUAAUAUAGUGCAGUCCAAAAGUGAAUGGAUAUAACCUACAGUAUGACAUCGCGCGGGUCAGAGGAUUUGGGGUCUUAGCUCUAUUUCCUUCUCAAACUAGUGUUUUGCGUAUCCACAUUCUUCGUGGGAGAAAUCGACCGUAAACACUUAAUCGAUGAACACACAUUAGUAACAAAUAUGACACGUUGGUAUGUAUCAAAGCACAAUAUCGCCUAAUUAUUACGGGAGGGUUACGUGUGUAUAUGUCGACGAGAAGAUGAUGCAGGUAAAAAUCUUGAGUCAGUAUUUAAAGAUAGCCAAACAUUGUACAUACAGUACAUGAUCAUUCAUUGUCAAUGUGCAUCAACGCGACUACACUAUAGCCAAAUACUGCUGGUAACCAAAACCAUGUGUGGGCAACAAAAAAAAUAAUAUCUUAAUCUUCUUAAUUUUCAUUCUGAGUUUAAUGUACCGUGUUGUGGGGAUUUGACACACUGCAUGUCUUUGUUCUGAAUUUACUGCAGUUUUCAUUUGAAAAAAAUAGGGUGUCCUGUCCAUACUUCCAAGAUUUCAAGGGUCCUUCGACAUUUUUUUUAAUUUAUUUCAUUUUACAAUGCCACACACUAAACACACCGCAUCCAUAAAUAUAAACAAAUCCAAAAUGUGAAAUCCAAUUUGUGACCUUUGUUGUGUGUACAGUAUAGUAUUUGGUCCAACAUGUAUACAUCGUUACAAAUAGUCUUGUUGAAAUAUUCAGCAUCUACCAUACUUUGAUACCAAAAAAGGCAGAAGUUUCAUCCUCUACAUUUGCAUCAGCUUUACCCACUUGUCUUUUUUUCUCUUCUUUUUUUAUGAUUUUAUGAUUAAAGGUACUAAAGGGCAUCUCAAAACGCUCCAGUACUCUGUAGUGCAAGCCAAAUAAAAAAAUGCAAUAGAAAUUAAACGGAAACAAAGAUGGCACACAAAUCCAGAUGUUUGAAUAUAUUUUUGUCUCCAUAUUGUGAAUAAGACAUCUUUUUUUUCUCCCCAUCAUCUCGUUAGUCUUUUGCUUGGUUACAGGACUAUGUUUUAUUUUUAUGCUACCAUAAUAUGUGAAUUAGCCCGAGAAUGCUCUAUAUAUGUAGAUAUGCAACUUUACUCUUUUUUUGCUUCUUUUUAUUAUUAUUAUUUGGGCAGUAUCCACUUGUGAAGAAAUGCAGCUCAGUGUUUUGCAGACGAGGAGACGGAGCCCCCCCCCCCAUGUUGUUUUUUUGGGGGGGGGCAAAUUCGUCUCCUCUAGUUUGUAUCUUCAGGCCAUGGAGACAAUUCCGCCUCUAAAAAUGGCUACUGUCCCGCCGAGGGUGACGUGAAAAGUCUGCGUUAACGUUGCCCUGUGACAUUGUCUUUCGUUUUCUUUACUUUAAACUAAACCCUUACAACAAAACUGAGUCCAACCCCAACUAAUCUCCGCGAUGAGUACGUACGUACACGGAGUUGGCGGCAGACUGAAGAGCCCCGCCCCAUCCCCGCCCCUCUGUACCGUUUAACAGUCCUCGUCGCGUUUCUCGGUGUUUGAACACGUACAUGUUGUUAGGCAGUUGCCGUUGCUGAGGUAACCAUAGUGUGCUUAUCAUGAAGAGAAGCAAACGCUGCAAUUCUCAUCGUUUGCGAAUCCCUUUUGGGGUUCGUCCACUUGAGCGUGCUAGUGGAGGACCGGGUACCACGUGACGGGUACACGUCUCAGACACGCCCUCUUUGAAGUCCUUGGACGGAAUGGACAGCGCGAGCCGCGCAGGCAGAAGGGUUGUCACUGCGCCCCUCCGAAAAAUGCUUAAGCUCCCCUUUUCACACCGCCUGUCAAAUGUUAACGAAGCUUCAUGUAAUGAUGCUUUUUAGUUUUUGAAUACAGAAGUAAAAAGUGACACAAGAAGAGAAGAAACUGAACAAUUUGUAAAACAUGAAAUGUUUUAUUUGUUGCAUGUCUUUCGUUCUUCAAUAAACUAACGUACUGCAGUGUUUUGAAUGUUACUUCUUUUUUUACGAAGAUUUCCGAUUGAAAUCGUGGAGCCUUUUUUCUUGACAGGUUUUGACUUUUAAGAUCUCUGCAUAUGUAAAAAGGUAUCAAAUGGGGGGGGGGGAGAAAAACCUAUUGUCUUUUUAAUUCCAAUCCAAACCUUGUUUUCUGUGGAGAGAGAGAAAAAAAGUAGCUAAAAAGUGUAGGUUUUAUGGUCUCUUAAUUUGUAC
Molecule: messenger RNA, 4869 nt
Organism: Lampris incognitus (smalleye Pacific opah)
Lineage: Eukaryota; Metazoa; Chordata; Actinopteri; Lampriformes; Lampridae
Gene: pbx1b
Product: pre-B-cell leukemia homeobox 1b
Exons: 9
Coding region: 598-1887 (429 amino acids)
Biological process (GO): embryonic organ development; neuron development; animal organ morphogenesis
Cellular component (GO): nucleus
Molecular function (GO): RNA polymerase II cis-regulatory region sequence-specific DNA binding; DNA-binding transcription factor activity, RNA polymerase II-specific
Source: RefSeq, a predicted model, not a curated record